Messenger RNA from Suillus discolor, 702 nucleotides. RefSeq lists its product as uncharacterized. The coding region runs from base 121 to 666 and encodes 181 amino acids. The transcript has a single exon. The record is from RefSeq and is a predicted model, not a curated record. Lineage: Eukaryota; Fungi; Basidiomycota; Agaricomycetes; Boletales; Suillaceae.
AGCAGCAGCUGGGAAUAUCUAUCACGUUCUUUAUCCGUGCCAGUCUAAGUGCAGCCAGGCUUGCAGCCCUCCUCGUAUCAUAUUUUCAGUCAUCUCUAUACCUUCUCGGCUCAGCUUUGUAUGGUACAACCCAAACGUUUAUCCACCUUUAGAAACCUGUCCUUCUUUUCCAUCCCCGUCUUACAGGCGUGUGGGCUAUGGGCAUUUUCUGUUUCCGUGCGUUAUCUCCAGUCCCCGAUCCAAGUUGUAUGUCGUUCUGGGAUCACGCGGGAAGAGCUUGUGGCCCUACUGCUUUUGUUCUCGUGCGCGGGCAGGAAGUCAAUUUCAUCCAAUUACUCUUGCCCGAUACAACUCAAGUCUUCCUUUGUUUUCCUUUCACCUCCUUUUUGUGUGCCUGCCUCUAUAUGUUGUUUUGAGAUUUGGCCUUUUUUGACAUCUCUUUGUAGUCAUGCGUCCUGCGGAGAUGCCCCUCCUUCUGGCAUCCCCCAUCCAUUCCGUAGUCUUGGGUGGUCCCAAGACUCCUCGCGCGAGUUUGACGAUGCGGAAGGCCUGUUACACAUUGCAAUUUUAUAUCUCAGUGGUGCUGUGCGAGUUCUGGACGUCACUCUCAUGAUAAGCUGUCCCACUUUGAAAUCUCCUUCAGAACAACGACUAACUUAUAUAUAAAUACUACGACGACGAAAUUUCGAACGAAAAGCGUUC